Loxodonta africana (African savanna elephant) is the source of this 15366-nucleotide messenger RNA. RefSeq names its product pleckstrin homology domain containing M3 (gene PLEKHM3). The transcript has 8 exons. Lineage: Eukaryota; Metazoa; Chordata; Mammalia; Proboscidea; Elephantidae. The record is from RefSeq and is a predicted model, not a curated record. The coding region runs from base 586 to 2718 and encodes 710 amino acids.
GUGCGGUCACACCCUGCCUGGCCGACCGGGCCCUCCGGCUGGAAAGUCCUGUCCUCGCGGCCUGGAACCUUGUGUGUCCGGGUCUCGCUUCCCGGGAUGCCGGUAGGGAAGCAUUUAAGAGAGGGACCGUGAGGAGCCGCUUGUAAACAGAGAGGGGAGCCGGGAUGGGUCAGCGGCCAAACGCGCUGUCACGGUGAGGCGGAAGGGCUGCCGAAGCCGAGCCCCCACCGGGAGCGGACUGCAGGCCCCGCAGGUGAAGGGAGAGAAGCAGCCGCCGCCCCGGAAAUCAAGGAUUGCCAUGGCAUUGCUUUGACAAGCACUUCUGGUUAUCUUCGCAGAGAUCCAACUGAAGAAUCAUCUCAAAGGAACGUCUUUCUCCCUGUCCCUCUUUUAAUGUCCAUUUCUAAGUGGACUGGGAAAGCAUCAACCACCCUUGUGCUUGGCCUGCUCCAGGCAGCCAAAUGAAGCUUUCUUCAAGUUGUUUCUUGAGCUUUAUUGCUGAAGCAGCUCCCUGUGUUGGGUAAACGUUCAUGAAGCCCUUUUCUGAACCAGCUUAGGAGGCUUAGGCCUCUUAGAGCCUGUGGCAUGGAAGCUUUGGAAGUGGAUGAUAUCAGCCCGGCCUUGGAAGUUACUGAGGAUUUCUUUAGUUCUUUUGAUAGUAAGCUAGAAAAUGCUGUACAGCAAGCAGAGGUUUAUGCGAUUCAAGAAGUCCCUGAACUGGUGGGGCACGAAGUAUUCAGUAACAUACCAGACAAUGGUGCUAUCAGAAAUGUUGCCUCCCUGGGCAAGGGGGGCAUGAUUUGGGACCACUGUAACAGCAGGCUCUUAGAAACCAAAGCUCAAAAUGUCUUCCCUGCCAAAGAACAGUUUAUGGUCCAGAGAGGGACAGCUCCAGAUAACCUUUCCUGGGUGGAACAAAAGGAAACAUCAACCUUUAAUUUUUUUGACAUUUGCCAGCGUAGGAGAGACAGACCUCGAUCUGUGAAUGACUUAUUGGAUGAGACCUCUACUUUCAAGCCAGGGCAUGCUCGGUCCAGGUCAGAUAUUACUCAAGUGGACUGGAGGCUAGUCCUCAAAACUACACCUUUGCAGCAGCAGCAGCAGCAGCAACCAACUCUUCAGGGCCCUCACUUCACCAGGCCGUCUUUUCUGUCACCUUCAACAAAUAAGGUAGAAGAUGCUCAAGGAAAUACUGAACACAAGCAGACAUUCCCAAAUAUUCUGAAGAAGGGUUACCUGGAGAUUAGGAGGGACCAUGACAGUUACUGGCAAAGCUGUUAUGCAGAACUAUCACCCUACAACUUAUACUUCUACAGCCUCGACAGCAGUGGGAACCAAAACCUCUAUGCCACGUACCAGCUUUCACACUUCCAGAGCAUAUCUGUUUUGGGCAACCUUGAGGCCAGGAUUGUGGAUACUGUCCUGUAUGACAACACUCAGCUACAGCUAAAGGCAGAGUCACCGUGGGAGGCUCUGGACUGGGGACAGAAGCUCUGGGAAGUUGUGCAUGCCACUGGGCCGGGUUAUGUGGUACAUCAGGAUGAGCUGGCAAACUCACCAGGGCUUGGUCAUAAUGUUGACUGUACGCAGAAUCAUUGUUUACAAAAGAAAUCCAGUGGGCUGCUGCUGUCGUCCCCUGUCUUAGAUAGCCCCAAACAGUACCAAAACAUCCUCAAAUCAGGGACGCUGUACAGGCUAACUGUCCAAAACAAUUGGAAGGCAUUUACGUUUGUGCUGAGCAGAGCCUACCUUAUGGCUUUUCAGCCUGGCAAGCUAGAUGAGGAUCCCCUGCUGAGCUACAAUGUGGACGUCUGUCUGGCUGUCCAGAUGGACAACCUAGAUGACUGUGACUCUUGCUUUCAAGUCAUUUUUCCCCAAGAUGUCCUCCGCCUCCGUGCUGAGACCCGGAAGAGAGCUCAGGAAUGGAUGGAGGCUUUGAAGACAGCUGCCAAUGCGGCAAGGAGUUCAGAGCAAAACCUGCAAGUCAUGCUGAGGAACAAAUCCAAGGAUCAGAUGGGCGGGCACAAUCUCAGGAAGAACAAACGUCAGUCGGUGACCACCAGCUUCCUGAGCAUUCUGACGACUUUGUCUUUGGAGCGAGGACUCACUGCUCAGAGUUUCAAAUGUGCAGGUUGCCAGCGAUCCAUAGGCCUUUCCAGUGGGAAAGCUAAGGUGUGCAAUUACAGUGGGUGGUACUACUGCAGCAGCUGCCAUGUGGACGACAAUUUUCUUAUCCCUGCACGCAUAGUCCACAACUGGGACACUUCAAAAUAUAAGGUGUCCAAGCAGGCCAAAGAGUUUCUGGAGUACGUGUAUGAGGAGCCACUGAUCGACAUCCAGCAGGAGAACCCCAUGCUGUACCUGCACGCUGAGCCACUAGCCGCAGUGGUGCGCCUGCGGCAGCAGCUCAAAUCACUCCGGGCCUAUUUGUUCAGCUGCCGGGCGGCAGUGGCCGAGGAUCUGCGCAGAAGAAUUUUCCCCAGAGAAUACCUCCUCCAACAGAUCCACCUGUAUUCCCUCGCCGACCUGCAGCAGGUGAUAGAGGGAAAGCUGGCUCCAUUCUUGGGCAAGGUCAUUAAAUUUGCCACCUCACACGUGUACAGCUGCAGUCUGUGCAGCCAGAAGGGGUUCAUCUGCGAAAUCUGUAACAAUGGAGAGAUCCUCUACCCCUUUGAGGAUAUUUCAACAAGCAGGCUCAGAGAAGAACAAGCAAGAUAAUACCAAUAUUUCUUCACCUGGGAAUAUCAUAUUCAAAUUGCAGAAGACCAACCAUUAACUCAAAAUGGACCUUAGACCUAAAUGUAAAAUACAAGGUAUAAAACUUCUAGAAGAUAACAUAGGAUAAAAUCUAGGUGACACUGGGUUUGGUGAUGGGGUUUUUGUUUUGUUUUUUAAUUGUGAUAAAAUAUAUCUGGCAUAAAAUUUGCUAUUUUAACCAUUGUUAAGUGUACAAUUCAUUGGCAUUAAUUACAUUCACAAUGUUGUACAACCAUCAUCACUAUCUGUUUCCAAAAUUUUUGUAUCAUCCCAAACAGAAACUCUGUGCCCAUUAAACAAUCACUCCGCCUUCCUCCCCUCCCCUGCCUCUGGUAGCCUCUAAUCUACUUUCUUGUACAGCACGAAGAGUGAACCCUAGUGUGAACUGUGGACUUCAGUUAAUAAUAAAAAAAAUAAUAGUGAGUUAAUAUUGGUUUGUUAAUUUAACAAGGGUGCCCAUACUGAUGCAGGAUGUUAAUAACCUUUUGCCAUCAAGUUGAUUCUGACUCAUAGCGACCCUAUAGGGCAGAGUAGAACUGCCCCAUAGAAUUUCCAAGGAGCCAGCUGGUGGAUUCAAACUGCCGAAUUUUAGCUAGAAGCUGAGCUCUUAACCACUGUGUCACCAGGGCUCCCAGAUGUUAAUAGUAGCGGAAACUGUUUGUAGGUGAGAGGGGGGAAGGGUUUAUGGGAAUCUCUGCACUACCUGCUUCAUUUUCUGUAAAUCUAAAACUGUUCUACAAAAUAAAGCCUAUUAAUUAAAAUUUAAAAAUUCAUUCAACUGGACAGUUGAUUCUAAGAUCAAAGCUGAGCCCUCAAUUUUUAAUAAACUUUAUUCAUUAGAUAAAUUUCAGAUUUAUAGAAUCAGCCAUUUCUCCAAGGAGCCCUAGUUCCUUUCAUUGGAGACUGAUAUUAAGAACUAAGAGCUGGGCGUUGGACACACACUUUUAAAGCUCUCAGUCCCAGGACUCAACCCUUGAGUAGAGCAGAGAUUUUCUCCUCUGGCUGCACAUCAGAAGCUCCUGUAUUUUCAAAGGAUCCACAGCUACUGUUAAGGCCCAACCAGAAGAAAGAAUCACUCCUGGAAGACAGCUGUGGUCCUAGUCAGAGGGGCUGAGUUCUCACAGCCAAAAUGACUAUAUUAGCACAUCUAUAGAUUCACAGGAGCCCUUACCCAGCAGGAAAGAAUGAGUGGCUGUUUAGAAUCUGUUCCUCCCUUGGUCAGAUGAGGUUCUCUAAGUUUGCACAGAUGUCUGAGUCGCAAGGAGCCCUGACCAGCCUUCCUGGAAUUCUAGGUUAACAAUACUCUUCAAUAACUCAAUGAGCUUUCUCUUGGUGUUCAGUUUCCAGGUAAACACUGGGAGAAGUUUAUACAAGUCUAUGGGAAAUGGUGGAGUCCCUGGAUGGUGUAAACCAUUAAGCAUGUGACUACCAGCCCAAAAGUUGAUAGUUUAGACCUUUCUAGAGGUUUAGAGGCACCUCAGAGGACAGGCCUGGCAAUCUGCUUAGGAAAGGCCACAGCCUUGGGACAGUUCUGCUUUGCACAAACAGGGUCUCCAUGCAUCAGAAUUGAUUUCCUGGUAACUAACAACAAAAAAAAAAAAUUUUUUUUUUUUUUUAAACAACAACAGCAAAAUGGCAAACAGCAAAAAGAGCCACUCGUAAAAAAUUUAUUAAAGGAAAACUUUAAUCAGAAAUACUGAGUUGCUGAUUUAAAACUUAUGUCAGUAAAGAUGUGUUGAAUAAAUAAAUGUGAUAUAAAUUUGAAUAGUGAGGGAAAUUUUUAAAAUCUGUGUAACUGAUAUCUUUAUGGAUGAAGUAAUGUGAUGUCUGGGAUUUGCCUGAAAUAGUCUGAUGGCGAGAGAGAGAGGGUGGAUAUAGAUAAAAGAAAUUGGCCAGGAGUUGAUAGUUGUUGAAGCUGAAUGAUGGGUACACAGGGGUUUAUUAUACUAUUCUCUUGACUUUUUUUAUGUUUGAAAUUUUCCAUAAUUAAAAAUGUUUAAAAAUAUGUAUAUAAAAUCUUAGAACUGAGUUAUUUAGUAGAUUCUUUACCACGUAUCCUUGACCAUUUUGCUAAAUUUAGCACCCUUGUGCCCUCAGAAAUAUAUUUAAUACUCUUUCAGACCCAAAUAUCAUUUGAAUGGCGUAAUUACAAUUCAGUAAAAAACAUUUCACAAGCAUUAAAACUAUUCGUUCUUUCACCAAAUGACUUGAGUGUGCUCUGUAUGCUGCAUUGGGCUAGGCUUUGCUCCUUGCUCACAAGUCGUUUACAGUCUAGUGAGAGACGGACAAGCAGUUAGGCAGUUCUGUUAAAGUAUGGUAGGAGUCACACAUCAAACAGACAUCAAUUUUUUCAGGCUUUUUUUUUUUUCCUUGUUCAUUUAAUCAUUAGGAAGGAAGAAUGAAUCUGUAAUUUAAAAUGCCCAUGUCAUAUUUAUCUGUAGGGCACCAUCUCUGGCAGACACUAGAGAACAUGAUUUGAGUGUAAGGGGAUGGAAAUAACACGUACUGGUGUCUUUGGUGCCAGCAGUUCACAUACUUCAUCAUCUGGUUCUUACGCCAGUCCUCUGAGAGAGCGUAGUUACCUCCAUUUUAACAAUGAGGAAACCAAGGUUCGGAGAAGGUAAUUAACUUUCCUGGGGCUUGUGGCUUUUUAAAACUUGAACCCAAAUAAUUCUGACUCCAAAAUCAAUGUGUUUUUCCCUAGUAUCGUUGCUUUUUCUAUACUUGUAGUCUUCAAACCUUUUUGCAGUAUACGCCUUAAAAGAAAUGUGAAAAAUUAUGCACCCCCAACUCUGAGUUGGAAUCGACUCGACAGCACACAACAACAACGCCAUCGUUAAAAAAGUCUCCCCCUAAAAUGGUAUUUCUAACUGUUCCUUGAUUUGCUACCCUGGAAGUUUUUACCCUGGAGCAAUGAGCCAUAGGUAGAUGGGGAUGGAUGACAGACAGGCCUUUCUUUUGUAAACUGGCCUAAGGGCUAUUGUGAGGAGAAGGGGCAAGGAGACCACAGCAGAGCUUCCACCUCAGGAGCAUUCAUCCCUAGGCAGGCCAGGUUUGUGAAGGUGCGCCUAUGGGAGCUGUUGUGGUGGUGUUAGCUACCCUCUAGUCAGCCCCAAAGGAGCCCUGGUGGCACAGUGGUUAAGUGCUCAGCUGCUAACUGAAAGGUUGGCAGUACGAACCCACCAGCCGCUCCAUGAGAGAAAGAUAUGGCAGCCUGCUUCUGUAAAGAUUACAGCCUUGGAAACCCUACAGGGCAGUUCUGCUCUAUCCUAUAAGGUCACUGUGAGUUGGAAUCUACUCGACAGCAAUGGGUGUGCGAGUUGGCCCCAACUCGUGGCGGCCCCAGCUCGUAGGAACCCUGCUGUCAGCGGGACAUAAUGCCGCCCAGCCCUGGGCCAUUCCUGUGACCAGCUGUGGGUCAGACCAUUGUAACCCGUGGGUUCUUCACUGACUGAUUUUCAGGUUAGAUCGCCAGGCCUUUCUUCCUAGUCUGUCUUAGUCUGGAAGGGCCAGUGAAACUUACUCAGCAUCAUAGCAACAGGCAGACCUCCACUGACAGAUGGGCAGGGGCUUCCCAGGAGGUGCAUUGGCCCCAGAUCAACCCAGGUCCCCUGCAUGGAAGGGAGAAUUCUGAGGACUCAGCUCAAUCGGGUUUAAGGAUGCAAACCCCGGCUCGCUGCACUACACCAGCCUCCCCUUCCUUCAGAAGAUAAUGCUGACAGUUUUACCUUGAGAUAGUGUUUCUUCUCAAACACAAAUUAAAUUCUUACCUCUCCCUAACCUAAGUAGGAAAACACUAAAACCCAAAUUGCAAAAUUUAAAUACAAUAGGAAGAACCUGAAUUACAUGACUGUUUUACUUAAGCCUAAUCCAGCAUUUACCGUCCUAGAGGACUAGAACUAAAGUACAGCUUCCAGAGAUAAACCUUCUGCUAAGACAAUGAUAAGGUCCCACAUCCUAAAGAAAUAGAAAUGACAAAACAUGCCCUCCUCCAUUGAGAAUAAGAAAUAAGGGCUCUAACUUUUAAGACUUACAAGUCAGAUAAUUAGGUUGACUCUGCUGUAAAACUUGAGGGAAAACAAUGAAUAUUUAUGCAGAAAAAAAGUCACCUAAAUCCAUAAAAUGAACCUAAACCUAGAUCUGGAAAAAUCUUCCAAUUAUCCUCCAAUCCAGCUUUCUUGCUGGCAUAUCUACAUAUUACUCACCUUCUCUGGUUCCUAAGGACACCUUCCCAAUGCUGCUAAGGAGAUCAUCCUGCUCUCAGCAUUUCUGAGAAGAUGCCAUUCCUGAAUCUUGAAAUGCUUCAAGAUCACAAGUACAUAAGCACUUCGUCUUGAAAACUCAGCAUGCGUUUUAACAUGAGACUAACGGAACAAAUCAGCUAGCAUAUAUCGGUUCCAUCCUUUCUGUCCCAAUCCAUUUGGCUUUGUUGAUUUUUUCAUGUGACAUACAAAUCAUCCCCACAGUUUUUCCAAAAUGGAAAACAUUGCACUUCAAGAUUUUCCUACCCCUAUACCAUUUUUGGGGUUAUACCAUUUUUGGAGCCCUGGAGGCACAAUGGUUAAGAGCUUGGCUGCUAACCAAAAGGUCAGCAGUUCUAGUCCACCAGCUACUCCUUGGAAACCCCAUGGGGCAGUUCUGCUCUGUCCGAUAAGGUCACUAGGAGUCGGAAUCAACUUGAUGGCUACGGGCUUGUGUUUUUUGGUAUACCAUUUUCAGCUGGAUUUAAAUAUGGGCAUACUGUAAGAUUAUAUACAUACAAUCAGAUAUUAUUCUGCCGUAAGAGAAAUGAAGUUCUGGUAUAUGCUAUAUAUGACAUAGAUGAAUCUUCAAAACAUUAUGCUACAUGAAAUAAGCCAGACAGAAAAGGACAAAUAUUAUAUGAUCCCACUCAAAUGAAAUAUCUAUAAUAGGCAAAUGCAUAGAGACAGAAGGUAGAUUUAGUGGUUACCAGGGGCUGGGGGAGGAGGGGUAAUGGGAAGUUAUUAUUUAAUGGGUACCGAGUUUCAGUUUGGGGUGAUGAAAAUUUUUGGAAAUAAAUGGUAGUAAUGAUUGCAAAAAAAAGAAAAAGAUCAUACUUAACAUUGAGCCUGGUGUCCUCCAUGUGGUAGGCAUUCUAUAAGUAUUUAUUGUUUGGUUCAGCUCUCCCAAGUAUAUGUACAAUCAUCAGGAUGCUGACAAAGCUUUUUAAAUAAAGUAAUUAAAAUACUUCCAAAGAUGGAGAAGCAUAGUAAAACUCUGAAGUAACACUAUAGCUUCAUAUGUGAGAAUGAAGCAACUGACCUACCAUUUCAGGUAUUUCUGUGGUAGGAACAUCAGCCUGUCCUGGUCGGCAGCAUUCACGUGCCCUAGGGAAGGCAUCAGAGGAAGUGUUACUCCUGGCUUAGUGGAGCAUCUGAGACUCAGUGGUUACUCUUCUAAAGGGGUUACUUGUUUUAUGAAGUUGUGGGGUUCAGGGGUACAGUUUGUACAGUACUUGCCAGCUUUUCUUUGUGUAAAACUAGUUGACCACUCCUUCCUUUUCUCCAAGGAAUAACGAUUGUACUCCAGACCCUGACCGUAUCAACGCCAAACUCUUACCAGUUGAGUGAACGUACUCUGACACCACAUCCAAUCUGCACAUGUUUAAAACAUAUUUCCUACAUCUGUCUGUUGAGAACAACCAUUAGCCUCAUGGGAAAGUCCAUAGCAAGUGAGUUUCUAGCAGAGCUUAUCCUUUUUUUAAUCUUUCAAAUCUAUUUUGUCAGGUUAAUUUCCAGAAAAAAAAGGCCUCCCAAAGAACAUUGUCCAAGCCCCAUUGUUUCAUCCAUCUGGUCAAACUCCAGAAAUGUCCAAAUUUUACUGAAGAACAUGGAGACUCCUCCCAACACACUUGACCUUUUUGAAUUGGUCUUUGUCAUCUUGCAUUUCAUUGCAGUCAUACCACCCAGCCACCCUGAGGACCUGAACUUGUUGGGGCAUGGACUUUUUUCUUUACCUUGGCACUUUCUGCCUUUUCUUAAGCCUCAAAUACACAUGAAGUUUUCAAAUGGAUAAUUUGUUUAAAAAGAGAGAAAGAACCUGCUUUAUUAUAAAGUGUAGAAUUAUCUUUUUUUUUCUUAGGAGAUGCUAAGAGGCAUAAUUUUUACUCAGUAUAACUUCAACAGCCCAGUAAGCACUGUGUUUUCUGUUACCCUACUUCCCAUUGAUUUGGGGAAAGGGUAAAGCCUAAAUGUGGAUGGAGAUAGCUUUGCCUAAAGUUGUUGUCACUUACUUAUGUGCCUAGAAAGAAACCCAGCAACCUUAUAAAGGCUUUUCUGUGUUUUCUGGGGAGCCACUUGUAGUUUUUAAUUUUUUGAAGGAGAGUUCCAUGGUUAGGCAUGAUUUUCUUUUUUUUUGUUGUUGUUGUUGGGCUGGAUGGAGGAAGAGGGAGAAACAAAACUGUGGAGGAAGAGAGAGAAGCCCUGCUCAGAAGCUGGUUUUCUGUUGUGGCCUAUUUGCUCAGCCUUUAUUUUUGUCAGUCCUUGCACUAACAGGGUGAAUACCUGGAUUAUGCCCUCAUCUGGACUCGAAUACACAUACAUUACAUACCCUUUCUCCCUAAUCAGCCUGACACAUUCCUUUGUUGGUAAAUGGUUCCAAAACAAACACUGUCAGUGCACCUAAUUAGCAGGUUUGUGGGCUGCGCUUGGCAGCCUUGUUACAUCCUGUUCAACAAUGGAGAACAACAGCCCUGGCUAGGUCAGGCUUAAGGGAGGGAACAACUUCCCCCAACGUAUGUACUCUUUUUAAUGAUAUUUCCUUUCUGUGGCUUUUCUUGGGAGGCGGCCACUCAGUGAGUAUUGUAAUGAGGUGUGGGAUCCUAGAAACAGCUAGAGGGAAUCUGGACUCCUCCUGAUGGGUACCUUUCCGAGGAACUGUUUGCUUCAGUCUGCUUCUUGCUCUUUUCUCUCUCUGGUAUUGAAGAGAAGCAUAUUGAGGAACUUUCUUGGUGGCUUUGAUGCUGGAGGUUAAGACUCCUGCCUGUGUUUUAGAAUCAUAAACCAACAGGUGGGAGGGGCUGUGGAGACUAUAAACAUUUUGGGGGUGGAAAAACUGAAGGCCAGACAGCUCAGAUAUUUUGUGAGUGGCAGGAGCUGGGUGGUGACUUACGAAGAUGGAAUUCUACUCUUAGACCAUAUGACUAUGUACUUUUAAAUGUAUUUAUUGUGUCUGUGAAGGUUUUCCUUGAUAAAAACUCUUGAGCACAAUGCUAGUAUUUUUGGCUUUUAAACUUUGGUCAAAGAAUAACUUGGUAAGUAACAUUUCCCCUUGGCCUGGUGGCUUCCAUAUUCACAUGUCAAAAUGUUUCAGAAUGUCUGCUAACACAGACAAGACUUUUGUGAAACCCUAAGGGCUGACCUGACCCUUUACACCAUUAAGUCACUUGAUAAAUACGGCGCAUUUAUAAACACAAUCCUAGCUGUUGAGGCUGCCAUUGUUUUUUGAGGCCAUUUAGUUACUUGAAUAGAUGACUGUCAUCUCCACCUAGACACAUUUCUUACCAAGCUUGUAGUUAGGUGUCUGGUUAAUAUUGUGUUAAUCAUCUGUUGCUUUAAACAUUUCAGACAACCUUAUUUUUGUUUGUUUACGGGGGAAAACGCUCAUCAUUGUUCAACUCAUAUUUUUACUAAGAUAAAAUUUACUUUCUAAGAUAAAAUUGGAGUCCUGGUGGUGCAGUGGUUUAGGGCUACAGUGAGCUACGCCUGCUGACCAAAAGGUUGGCAGUUUGAAUCCACCAGCCGCUCCUUGGAAACCCUAUGGGGCAGUUCUACCCUGUCCUGUAGGGUCGCUAUGAGUCUGAAUCAACUUGACAGCAACAGGUAGUAGUUGUAGUAAGAUAAAAUUAAUUGGUGUUCAUUAAAGAAAAUUUGAUGAGUACACAAACGUAUAAAGAGAAAACCCUCUAUAAUUUAUUCUUUUUUCUAUACAUAUGUAUGCAUAUAUUUUAAUAAUAUCAGGAUCAUAUUGAAUAGAUAAUUUUAUAUCCAGCUUUUGUAUCACACAUUUUAUCAGAACCAGGAAAAUAGUCACAUUUAAUCUGUUAACUUUCUUACAGGAAAAAAAAAUUAUUGGUUCUGAAAUCAUUGAGAGCACUUAAUAAGCUGAGGGACCUAGUCCAUGGAAAAAAUCAUUGGACUGGGAAUAAAGAAGUCCAGGUGUCAUUACUAACUCUGCCACUAACUUGCUGUGUGGCCUUUGACAAGUUGCCACCCCUCUGGACCUACCUACUAGGCACAUGGCUCUGCUCUAAGGGCUUCCUGACAAAGAAGGCUCCAUCACUCAGCGUUUUGUCUUUGCCUGUUUGGUAAUAUUCAGCGAAGUUGACUGAUUGUGAUACAGUUUACCCAAAGGAAUUAAGAUGCAAAUUCAGAUUGAGAUUCAGUCCACCAUUUUGAAAUCAUAUAAGCUCUGUGAGGAAAAACACUUUUUCUCUUUUGCUCACCGUUCUGUCUCCUGCAUCUAGAACAGCACAUAGUGAAUGCUCAGUAUAUGCUUCAUGAAUGAAUGAAUGAUAGGUUUGCUUUAUUUUAAUUUUUCAAAUCAGUUGUUAUUAACAUAUUUUCUUUUGCUUUAAAUGGCUUUUAAACUAAUUUCAGGGAUAUUGUUAUGUAAGGAGACAUUACCAAGAUAUGCAUGUGACUUUAUUGCGUGAUGGCUAGCAUCUUAUCAUAUGUUAGGGACAGAUGUGUUUUACUGUGCCAAUAGAGACUUUAACGUCAGGAGAGAGACGAUGGCAAAAAUUUGAACUUUGCUAAGCUACUCAGAUAACUUAAUUUUCAGAACAUCUUUGAGGUCAUUUUUAGUGUGUGCCUUUUUCUUCACCAUGGGACUGUAAAUAAGUAACCUGAAUACACAAUAGAGAAGAGGAGGAGUAUUUACCUUGCCAUACAAAAAAUGUUGACUUUUCAGACUGAGCAGUAUGUUCUGAAGGGAACUGCUUUAUGCUUUAGAAUUACAAAAGAUACAGCAGUCUCUUGGUUUUGUCAGAAUUAUGUUUCCAAAAUUUUGAGACUUCUACCAUCAACCUAAUUAGAGGAGUACAGAUAUAAUACCUCAUUAAAGUUGUCUUUAAAAACCACAUUUUGUUUUAAUUUCAGCGCCGACAGCAGUGGGUUAAUGCACACCAUCGUAUCUUUAUUAAGGCCUUCAGAAUUCUGAAUGUUAAACCACUCAGCGUUGCAUCAGGAAACAUCUGCACAUACCAUCUUCAACCACCAUUAAUAAUCAUCUGUUUCAUCUCUAAUGCUUUCAAAGCACUUAAAAUAGAGAGGAAGACGCAGUAGAUAGAAGCUCACAGUCUGUACAAAAGUUGUUGCUCAGUUGGAAUUAUACCAGAGCAUAGAACCUUUGUAGAUCUAGCGGGCAUCUUAGCUAUCACCUGCCCAUCACGCCCACCCCUACAAACACACACUCCCGCGUCCCUGCAGAGGCCAGUCUGUAGCUGAACACCACAUCUGUAGCCAGUGAGAAAGGCAGGGUGCCAAAUCCUAAUGCAGUCCCUUUCUGCCUCACCCUGUCGUCAGAACACUAGCCCUGAAAUUUGGGGGACCCACAAACUAUCUUAAGGGAGUAAAAGCCCACCAAGAAAUAUUAAUUAAAAAAAAAAAAAAAAGAUUACCACCUACCCUUAACUAGUCUCGCUUACUUUUAGUUGUGGUUAGGGGGAGGGGUCUUCACCAAAAUUACGGGAAGAAUUCGACAGCCUUUUGAUGAUAUAACAGGGAACAAUAGCAUUAGAAAAUUAUUAAUUCAUGUGAAAAACAGAAAAGUGGGGAUUGUCUUUUAUAAAACAAAUAACAAAAUAAACCAACUUGCAAAUAACGAACCAGUGGCUGGUUCAAAGACUUUGCAUUGGAAACAUUGGAAGCCACUAACUUGAAGUGACUUAAACUGAAAGGUAUAUAGUUUGGCCUUGAGGAUUGAGAGGUUGAAGUAUCUUAAAGCCUUUCUUUAAGAGGGACGUUAACAUGCCCACUUUUAAAAGAACGGUUUCUGGGAAGAGAACCCUUGAUGGUGAAGAGAAAGGAAAUGUAAAUUGAAAAUCUUAACAAGGGAAAGCAGCCUACAUCAAUGAUUGGAAAGAAAAACUUGAGACUCAAGAAUGAAAAGAGACAAGCAAAUCUUCCUCUGCAGUGGGGAAGACACAGGCCAAGAAAGGGGACAACAGCGAGGUUUGAGGUAACCUGAGGGAGGAGCAUGGUUUUCAUCUAGUGCCUGAGAGGCACCAGCCCAGAGGUUUAGGGGCAGAGAUGAUUUAAAUACCAAAACAGCAAACAAGGAAGGUGACUCAUGUCCUUUCACAGGGUUCCAUGAGAGAGUACUGAAAGAACACUGUGAAAGAGAGAGACCUAGUCAGGGGAGCCUUAAUACUUAGAAAGUACCUAAUAGCAGUACUUAACCUGUUCCCUCAGCCUUCUGCCCUUCUUCACCCCACCUCAUCCUACCCCGCCUCCCAUUUUUCACCUCAGUUUUUCUCACAGAGCGGUCUGGAGAGCUUGCUCAGACCACUACCCCGAGACAAUGCAAGAGAAGAGCUUAACACAGCACAUUGCUAACCUCUUCCUAAGCUAGAGGCUUACGUUGGCUUCCCCCGUGAGUGACUCGUGUUGCUCCCUUCGAGAGAUUCCUUUACCAAAAUACUAACAUCUAGAAUUUUUAUUUUAGCCUUCUACCCUAGGAAACCUUGGUGGUGUAGUGGUUAAAUGCUACAGCUGCUAACCAAAAGGUCGGCAGUUCAAAUCCAUUAGGUGCUCCUUGGAAACUCUAUAGGCAGUUCCACUCUGUCCUAUAGGAUUGCUAUGGGUCGGAAUUGACUUGAUGGCAACGGGUUUGAUUUUUGGUUUUUUUAGCCUUCUACCUUAGCCCUAUUUUAUGAGUAUACAUGAUGUCGAAAGAAAUAAAUUUUUUAGUAACUCCCAGGUAUCUUGCAUGUGUAUUGCUUGUGUACAUAAGUGUAACUAUUUUCAUUAUUAUGAUUAUCAGUUACAUCCAAUUUUUAUUAAUAUUCACGCUGAAAACAAAAGUUCCAAAUAAUGUUUUCACUUAAUGAAAGGGGUUGCUAAAACAUGCAUGGUUGUUCAAUUCUUCCCUUAUUCGAUGUUAAUGUGUAAUGGAUUUAAAGCACUACUGAGGUAUUUUUCCAAAGUAAUACAUGCUUUUUCAUGCAAAAUUAGAAUUGUUUUAAUUUUAAAAGUUAUUGAACAUUGAACAAUUGAAACAUGUUUUCGGAUUUUGUAAAUAUGUAAGUAAUCAGUCUACUAGUUUAGCCCACCAAAGUUGUACCAUACCUUUAUUCCUAAAUAAAGAUGAAAAAACUCUGAGAUGUUCAGAAAAUCAGAUACCUAAAGCCAUGCUUAGUCCUUGACCACCUGAGGUGUUUAUACAGGUGUACCUCAUUUUAACUAAACCUUAUAAAUAAAACUGUAUUAUAAAUUUAGUUUGUAUAAUAUUAGUUGAUUGAUUAUAUAUAUAUUACAAAAAUAUUCUCGUUUAGCUUGAAGAUGGGAGGUAGGUUAAAAAAAAAAAUUUACCAUUGAAUCAAUUCCAACUUAUAACAACCCCAUGCGUGUCAAAGUAGAACUGUGUUCCAUAGGGUUUUCAAUAGCUGAUUUUCAGAAGCCGAUCACCAGGCCUUUCUCCUAAGGUACUUCUGGGUGGUAUGGUAGUAGACUUCCCUAAUAUGUUCAGUGUAAAAUUUGACCUUUUAAAGUUUUACUUACACGAGGAGACACUGUUUCUACUAGAGAUAAAAAUUAUUAUAAAACAGUAUAUACUACUGGCAUAGGAAUAGACAGAUCAAUCGCACAGGAUUUCCGAAAGUACAGUAAAGGAUGCAGGUAAUAAGGGAAUUUAGGAGACCCUGGGUGGUGCUGACAGUUAUUGGGUUCAGAAAGGUUGGCGGUUCCAGUCCACCCAGAGACACCUUGGAAGAAAGACCUGGUAAUGUACUUUCAAAGAAUCAGCCAUUGAAAACUCUAUGGAGCACAGUUCUGUUCUGACACACAUGGGGUUGCCAUGAGUCAGAACUGACACCACAGCAGCUGGUUUUUGUUUUUGUUUUUCAAGUAUGGAAAUUUAGCACAAGAUAAAGUUAGCAUAGCAAAUUAGUGAAACAAAACAUAGAUCACUCAAUAAAAAGAAUUGGGGACUAGCUAGCUGCUGGGGAAAAAAAGUAAUGCUGAACCUUACCAUAUUUCUUACAUCAAGAUAAAAUCUAGGUGAAUCAAAGAUUUUAAUGUGAAAAACUAAAACCUAUAAAGUUCUAGAAAAAAAAAGGGGUGAGCAUUUUUAUAAUCUUAAAGUGGGGAAGAUCUUUCUAAGUUUGACACAAACACUGAAGGCAUGGAAGGAAAUGCUACUAAAUAUAUAAAAAAAUGUUUAAUAUUCUAUAGGCAAAGCCAAACACAAACAGGAAAGUAGGAGAAAUAUUUUCAACACAUGUGACAAAGUAUUAAUUUUCUUUAUAUACAAAAAGUUUUUAAGUUCAAUAAGUAAAAGUCCAACAACACAAUAAAAAAUGGGCAAAAGACAUGAGCCAAUUUACUGAAAAAUAUAUAAAUUAUGAAUAAAUACAUAAACAACUCAUAA